Messenger RNA from Tachysurus vachellii, 6800 nucleotides. It is a transcript of the gene pcsk5b, whose product is annotated as proprotein convertase subtilisin/kexin type 5b. Bases 377 to 5989 code for a protein of 1870 amino acids. Lineage: Eukaryota; Metazoa; Chordata; Actinopteri; Siluriformes; Bagridae. Gene Ontology annotation, molecular function: serine-type endopeptidase activity. Gene Ontology annotation, biological process: peptide hormone processing. The transcript has 37 exons. Gene Ontology annotation, cellular component: Golgi membrane; trans-Golgi network. The record is from RefSeq and is a predicted model, not a curated record.
AGCCCGACCUCCACUUUACCAAAAAAACGGAGGGGGGGCAAAGAGAACUAACGGCACCGUCUUCUUGAAAGCAUCAAAAUUUGACCGAAGCUGCGCAAAACACACUUGGCUCACCGUCGGAGUCCAGAGCACCGCCGCGUUCAGCUAAACGGUCGAUGCGCUGCGAGGCUGAACAUCACAAACACACACACGCACGCACGCACACACACACACACACACGAACCGAGGAUUCCGAGCUCCUCGACUCUCGCUCUCUUUUGGAGUAUAUGUGGAGGUCAAGCGCGCACUUCUAUGAGAAUCUGUGCUUUGCGGCAAGACCAAGUUUGGCUGUUUUCCUGAGCGGGAGUCAAGAUAAGAGCGAACGCGGGGAAUAAACAUGGUCGUGGACGGGGCUUUGCGGCGCUUGGGCUCGCUGUGCGUCCUCGCGCUGUGCUUCGGCUUCGCGUGUCCGCGAGCUCGCGUCUACACCAACCACUGGGCGGUUCGCAUAGCCGGCGGGACCGAGGUGGCUGAUCAGAUAGCAAGCAGAUACGGUUACUCGAACCUGGGCCAGAUUGGCGACCUGAAGGACUACUACCAUUUCUUCCACAGCCGGACGAUAAAAAGGUCGACGCUCUCCAGCCGUGGCACACACAGCUUUAUCUCCAUGGAACCAAAGGUGGAAUGGAUUCAGCAGCAAGUGAUAAAAAGAAGGGUAAAGAGAGAUUAUAAACCCUUGUACCCGGGGUCAGUCAAGACCAGCGCAGCCCAGUCUGACUCCAUCUACUUCAACGAUGCUAAAUGGAGCAGCAUGUGGUACAUACACUGUAAUGACAAUAUACACAACUGCCAGUCAGACAUGAACAUUGUUGGUGCCUGGAAGAGGGGAUAUACCGGGAAAGAUGUAGUGGUCACUAUAUUGGAUGAUGGUAUUGAGCGGAACCACCCAGACCUCAUACAAAACUAUGAUAACCAGGCCAGUUAUGAUGUAAAUGGAAAUGACUUGGACCCCAUGCCCAGAUACGAUGCCAGCAAUGAAAACAAGCAUGGCACACGGUGUGCUGGGGAAGUGGCAGCAUCUGCCAACAACUCUCACUGCACUGUGGGCAUUGCCUACAACGCCAAGAUUGGGGGUGUGCGCAUGUUGGACGGAGAUGUGACAGACAUGGUGGAGGCAAGGUCACUAAGUUUGCAGCCACAGCACAUAGACAUAUACAGUGCUAGCUGGGGACCAGAUGAUGAUGGCAAAACCGUAGACGGGCCUGCAGCACUUGCCAGACAGGCCUUCGAGAAUGGCAUCCGACAGGGCAGGAAGGGCCGCGGUUCCAUUUUUGUGUGGGCGUCAGGUAAUGGUGGGCGGAGUCGAGAUCACUGCUCAUGUGAUGGCUACACCAACAGCAUUUACACCAUCUCCAUAAGCAGCACAGCAGAAAGUGGUCGCAAGCCCUGGUACCUGGAAGAAUGUGCCUCCACUCUCACCACUACAUAUAGCAGUGGUGAAAACUACGACCGCAAGAUUAUCACUACAGAUCUAAGGCAGCGCUGCACAGACAGUCACACUGGAACAUCAGCAUCAGCUCCAAUGGCUGCUGGGAUCAUUGCACUUGCCUUGGAGGCAAACCCUCUCCUGACAUGGAGGGAUGUACAGCACAUCAUUGUGAAAACGUCACGCGCUGGCCAUCUCAGUGCUCCUGACUGGAAAACCAAUGCAGCAGGAUACAAUGUAAGUCACCUAUAUGGUUUUGGGCUCAUGGAUGCUGAGGCCAUGGUCAAAGAAGCUGAGAGAUGGAAACAAGUGCCCACACAGCAUAUAUGUGUGGAAAACGCAGACAGGCAAAUAAGGACAAUUCGCCCAGAGCAUGUUGUUCGCUCUGUUUACAAGGCAACGGGCUGUACAGAUAAUGCGAAUCAUCAUGUCAUUUAUUUGGAACAUGUGGUUGUACGCAUCACUAUAACCCAUCCACGACGAGGAGACCUAUCAAUUAAUUUGACUUCACCAUCAGGGACAAAGUCGCAGCUCCUUGCAAACAGACUCUUUGACCACUCAAUGGAGGGCUUUAAGAACUGGGAGUUCAUGACUACUCAUUGUUGGGGAGAGAAAGCUGCUGGAGACUGGAUCCUCGAGAUCUAUGACUCACCUUCACAAGUCCGGAGUCAGAAAGCCCCGGGUAAACUAAAGGAGUGGUCUUUGGUGCUUUAUGGUACCUCAGUGCACCCAUAUUCCUCCCGCAGUGAUAAGACUCGCUCUGCGCCGGAGUCUCCAGAGGAUGAGUAUAUUGAGGAGUAUGCAGGCCCCUGUGACCCAGAGUGCAACGAAAAUGGCUGCGAAGGUCCAGGGCCCCAUCAGUGCAACAAUUGCCUGCACUACUUCCUCAAGUUUAAAAACAACACCAGGAUGUGUGUGCCUGAAUGUCCGCCUGGCUUUUUCCGGGAUGAUAAGAGGCGCUGUAAGAAAUGUUCCCCUCUAUGUGAAUCCUGCAUUGGUAGUCGCAGCGAUCAGUGUACCUCUUGCCGGCAAGGUUUUUACCUCCGAGAAGGAGCCAGUACAUGCAUCUACGCAUGCCCUGAGGGCUACUAUCUGGACCUUGAUGCCAGUAUGUGCCGUAAGUGCAGCGAGAACUGCAAGAAAUGUGCUUCAGCAAAUAUUUGCACAGAAUGUAAGCCAGGGCUCAGUUUACAAGGGAAUAGGUGUCAGCUGACAUGUGAAGCUGGCACAUACUACAAUGGGCACAAACGAGUGUGUGAGCAGUGCCAUCCUGCUUGUGCUACAUGUGCAGGUACUGGCAUGGAGGCCUGCACAAAAUGUGCAGAGGGAUACUAUCUUGAGGAGUGGCGCUGUGUUCCCAGUUGCAAUGCAGGAUACUACAUGGCAGAGAAAACUGCAGAAAAUGGAGAGGUCCAGAAAUCUUGCCGCAAGUGUGAUCAUACAUGUUACACAUGUACAGGUCCAGGAGAUAGAAACUGCAGUGCCUGUGUGAACGGCUAUAACCUAGAAAAUGGUGUGUGUAUCGUCAGCACUAUCUGCAAAGAUGGUCAGUUUGUGGGGGAUGAUGGCAAAUGUCAUUCAUGUGACAUUACUUGCUAUAAAUGUAAAGGACCAAGCAGCAAUGAUUGCCUUAGCUGUUUGUUGACUAGGAUCUUGGACGAAGGAGGAUGUGUAAUGGAGUGUGAGUCUGGAAAAUUUGAAAGGGAUGGGCAGUGUCAACGCUGCCAUCAUACAUGUCAUGAGUGUAAUGAUGAAGGUCCAGACAAAUGCACGAGCUGCAGCAGAGACAUGUUUGGAAUGGAGCGCUACCUGUUCAAGGAUGAGUGUGUGGAAAGCUGCCCACAGUCACACUACCACUCCAUGAAAAGCACGUGCGAGCCGUGCGGACAGAACUGCAGGGUCUGCACGAACGCUACGCACUGCGUUCACUGCGCCUCGUCGUUCUACAGUAAAAACGGCGCGUGCGCCAAGCUUGCGUGCGUAGACGGUGAAGUGGCUGAUACAGAUCAUGAGAAUUGUGUUACUUGUGAAGAAGGCUGUCAGAAGUGCCUCAGUGAAAAUCCAGCACAGUGCAUAUCCUGUCUGCAUGGAUAUUACAGAUUGAGGGCAAAUUGCCAUAAGAUUUGUCCUGAGAAAACGUAUGGAGAUGUCACUGAUAUGGUGUGCAUGCCUUGUGAUGAUUACUGUGUCAACUGUGAUGACUCCCAGUGUCACCUCUGUGAAGAUGACUUCUUCCUCUCAGACGGAACGUGUGUGAAGAAAUGUAAAGAAGGUUUUUAUCCUGACACAACACAUGAGUGUGAGGCAUGUCACCAUGAAUGUCGUACAUGUGGUGGCCCGUACUAUAACGACUGCGACUCUUGUGAGGAUGACAUGCAGUUGAAGGAUGGGCAGUGUGUCAGCAUGAAUACAGCAGUCCAGUGUAAACCCUUACACUUUCUCAAUGAACAUGGGGAAUGUGAACAGUGUCACCUUACCUGUAAGCUGUGUUGGGGACCGAGAGCUGAGGAGUGCAAUAUCUGCAUGGAUGGUAUGUUUUUGGUUGCAAGCAGUCAUAGGUGUGAAUCGUCUUGCCCUGCGGGUACUUUUGGGAGCAAGACGAGUGGCCACUGUGAGGAGUGCCUGAAAGGCUGUGCCAAGUGCAAUGAAGCCCAACACUGCCUCAAGUGUAGAAGCGGCCUCUUCCUACAGAACGGCUUAUGCGUUGCCAAGUGUACAAAGGGUUACUCUGAAGGCGGUGAUUGCCUUAGCUGUGCUGAACGAUGUGCUUCGUGUGAAAACGAACCUGGUUUUUGUCUGAGCUGCGAGCAAGAGUACCUGCUUCACAAACACACCUGUGUGGUCCACUGCCCUGAGGGCUACUAUGUCAAAGGCAACGUGUGCGAGCAGUGUCCUAACAGCUGCACCCAGUGCGACAUAAAAGGCCAUUGUAGUGAAUGUAAGCAGUACUAUUUCCUUUAUGAAGGUAUGUGCUUGGAUGAUUGUCCCAAUGCGUACUUUCCAAAGGUGCAAGAAAAGAAAUGUGAGCGUUGUCAUAAAGACUGUAGAACCUGUGAUGGACCUGAUGCAGAUGACUGCAUAUCAUGCUGGAAUCCUACAGACGUCCGCUACAAUGGAGCGUGUCUGUCUACCUGUCCAUCGUUUACAUACAAGGACAAGACUGAAUGUCGUGACUGUGAUAGGUCCUGUCAGACCUGCUCUGGCCCUCACCCUUCCUCAUGCCUCAGCUGUAGGCCCAACAUGAGGAAAGAUAUUAACGGCCAUUGUGAGUUCUAUAGCAGCUGCUCUCAAAACACAUAUGUGGAUAAAGAUGGGCAGUGCAAACCGUGCCACGCAAGCUGUCUACACUGUUCAGGCGCAGGCGAACAUCUGUGCCUCAGCUGUCGCCCUGGCUAUUACCUGCACAAUCACAUGUGUGUUUCCAUGUGCCCGGAUGGUUACUACGGUGACACGAAGGAGCAAGAGUGUGUUAAGUGCCAUGUGACGUGUGCAUUGUGCCAUGGGUAUCACAGUAACGAGUGCCUCAGAUGCAAAGCAGGCCUCUUCCGAUUGGAUAACUUCUGUCUGCAAAUAUGUCCUUCCAGCUUCUAUGGCAAUGAUACCAGUGGGACAUGUGAGCGGUGUGACCCGUCGUGUGCGGAGUGUUCAGGCAGUGGCAAAACAGACUGCCUAGGCUGUAGCGACGGUUACUUCCUGUUAAAACACGAAGGGAUUUGUGUGCAUGUGUGCCCGUCCAGCCACUUCGCUGACAGUUCGAAUAAAGUAUGUCAAAGAUGUCACUCAUCCUGCAAAACCUGCAAAAAAGAAGGACCUUUAUACUGCACGUCCUGCUAUGAAGGCUUUCGAAAGUUUGGAGGAAUUUGCUCAUCCGAGUGUCUUGCCGGAGAGUACGCAAUAUCUACGAGCCCAGAGGUCAAGUGCGUACCAUGUGACCCAUCAUGCUUAGAGUGUAAAGGGGAAGGGCCGUCCAACUGCACCAGCUGCUAUGCUGCACAUCGUCUCUCAGAGGAUAGAAGGUGUUUAGCUUGCUGUGGAAAUGAAAAUCACAUGGACUCGUCCCCACUGCCAUGGGAGUGCUGCCAGUGCCAUGACGCUUUCUUUGAUGAAUGUGUGCCCGGGUUCAACUUUAAUUUUCGCAGCAAAGAGGAAGUACCUGCAGGCAACUCUGGCCUCAUUACUGUAACUACAAUAUUCCUGCUGAUAGGCAUAGGCGUAGUGGGUUUCCUUUUCAUGCACUGCCGUCCAAAACUGCCAUCCUUACGUGCUCUGAAAUCAAACGGCUACACCAAGCUGGACAAAGAGCCUGCCUUUACCACGGCCACCCUACCUGACAGCAUUAUGGGUGAGUACAGUGAUAAGAAUAAGGAUGAAGAUGAAGAAGAGGACGAGGAUGAGAUUGUGUACAUGGGGCAGGAUGGUGUGGUGUAUCAUAAAUUUAAGUAUGGCCUUUUAGACCAGGAAGAAGAGGACUUGGACAUGGGGAUGGAGAUGGAGUAUGAUUACUCAAUUUAUGCUGUAAAAUGAAGUGUAUAAGAGUCUGUAACUUUUAAUACGUCUGUAGCACUUUCUAAAUUUGUUGGCUGACAGGAGAUUAUUUAUUGCUAAUAUAAUCCAGAGAAUGAAGCCCUUUCAUUCUUCGAAGGUGAGGUGUACAAAAUGUUUUGAUAGUUUGAAGAACAAUCGAUUGUAAGCAUUUUGUUAUUGCCUCCAAAUUGUAUGAUUGCAUUCCUGUACUGUUUAAAACAUUCUGUUGCUGUCUUUACUUUAUUAUCUCCAGUACAAUAUGUGAAAAUCUGUUCACAGUCGUUCCGACAAGUUACCAUGAAUGUAGACUUCAGGAGCUUACUUGACAAAGUGCUUGUAGUGUCGACUACCUUUUUUUUCCUGUCGGUGUCACAAUACAAGAGCAUCCAUACACAAGGGAUAAUCCAUAAUUACAUCAAAUUACCAUAGUCCAGUCCAUCAGAGUACAUUUCACAGUGUAAAUUAAUGGAUCAAAAUAUGUUUUAACAUCCAUCACCAUUUGUGUUUUUGUGUUUUGUUUAGAAUUUAACUGGAAAAGGAAGAAUUAUUAUUAUUUUUUUUUCCCCCAACAUGAAUAUGAUGUGACACAGAACACUCCAGUGGCAGUAUAAAAUUAUUUGGUUUUAUGGUUUAAUUAUUUAACUUUAUGAUUGUAAUUUGACACACUGAUUUACAAAAGGUAUAUUUCAUUAUAUUCUAAAAAAAACUAUAAUUUAUUUUCAAUUUAGACAAAAUCUUUACAAUAAAAGCCAUCAUCUGUUGGAUGUCAGAAGAACAUCUGAGUUAUUAAACACUUUUGAUUUACCCCUUA